CAGUAGGUCGUCCUCGCUAAGUUUUCCAAAGAUGAACAGUAGGUCGUCCUCGCCAAGUUUUCCAAAGAUGAACAGUAAAGUCGUCGUCGCUAAGUUUCCCAAAGGUAAAGUCGUCCUCGCUUUAUUAAUAGAGAAGAGAUAAGGCGCUGGUGCUUGGAAACACAUACUUUGCAACCAGUCGACUCAGGCAGACUUCCUCAAUGGCAAGCAAAGCUGAUCACUUUUUCUCUUCAUCCCCUAUGGUCAACUUUCAAACAUGGUGCGAUCACCUGGCUUGGCUGUCCUCUGAUAUCACUGACAUUCCCUACCCUAAUACUCCCUGCAGGAGAUGCGGGCACCCAAAUGAAAACUGGUUUUGUUUAUGCUGUAAGACUGUCCUUUGUGGUCGUUAUGACAACAUGCACAUGAUUCAACAUUACGAGCAGACAAAUCAUUCUCUUGUAAUCAGCUGCAGCAAUCUAUUAGUUUGGUGUUACUCCUGCCAUUCUUUUAUAGAUCAUAAAGUGAUUCCACAACUGAAGGCUGCACUGUUAUUGUCAAAUACCUCCAAGGAUCGUUCGUCAUCAACCAAGCUAGAGAACCUCGAUGGUCUAAUUGCUGAUGUAGAUAAUCUCAUCUCUACAUUUUCUGGCUUUGAUCUUCAUCAACUGGAUACUCACUUCUGUGAUGAACUCGCAAUGGCCAAGGAGGGACUCCAAAAGAUAUUUGACUGUAACUUGGAAGCUUUAGCUGAUCCCAAAGUCCAAGAGGAGUUCCUUACUCAUUCAGCCACACUUAUUUCUGAUGAUUCUUUCCCAAUAGACUUGAAGGUUAAACUUUUAUCUUUCCAAUCUAAUCUCUCAGAGGAAAUGUCUGCUUUCGUGGAAGCUCAACAUGAGUUGAAUAAAGUGUCAGACCUAUCAGCUUCACUUGCUGGGCAAAACUUUGUGCUUGAAUCGACCACUUCAAAGUAUGCCGAAGUGAAAGCACUAUUUCUUGCAGCAGACAAGAAACAUGCCAAACUUACUGCCAAGAUCAAUGCUGCAUCGAAGGCUGGAAUUGAAUUGUUUGAAGAUUUAGCCAUUGUUCGGAUGCGAAGGGCUGAGUUUGAAGAGAAAUUGGGUACCAUUGAGGGAGUAAUUACCACUGCUAGAGAUAGAUUUGUCUCAGACUCUUCGAAGCUUUCUACAAUAAAGGGAUUGACCAAUGCAGCUGCCCGUUUAGUCACUCGACGAAAGUCAGCCUGGAAUAGCUUAAGGAUUACUUACUCAAAUUUUGCAUCACUUGGUCUGCAUGAUGAGGAAGCUUAUUUGGUGGGUUUCUAGAUGACCCCCACGUUUUUCUUCUUUUAUUACCUAUUGUGGGCUAUGCAUAUAGCUAGCCAUGUUGCAAACUUUGAUUUUUCAUUGCAUAUUUACUGCAUUCUGGUAUGCAGAUUGCAUUGGUCAAGAGACAGAGCAUUCAAUGCUUGUCUGAUAGUUGUGUUGUAAGACUCCCGACUCCCUAUAUAAGGGAUCAAGUAGUACGUUGUAAUAUAUCCCAAUUCUAAUAGUAGAGUUCAUCAAUAAGAGAGUAGCUAAUCUUUCAUUUUCUC
Molecule: messenger RNA, 1573 nt
Organism: Rosa rugosa (rugosa rose)
Lineage: Eukaryota; Viridiplantae; Streptophyta; Magnoliopsida; Rosales; Rosaceae
Product: BRAP2 RING ZnF UBP domain-containing protein 2-like
Exons: 5
Coding region: 201-1304 (367 amino acids)
Molecular function (GO): zinc ion binding
Source: RefSeq, a predicted model, not a curated record